AUGGCUUUAGAGAAGCCAGGGAUGUCUCAGGGAGUCCACGAUGCCUGGAAAGCAGUCCUCACAGCGAUUCCCAAGAUGGCACCAACAGAUGACGUUGAAAACCUACCUGGCGGUGUUCGAGAAGGUGUCCGUGAGGGAGAGUCUACCCCGAGACCAUGGUCCCCCAAAAUAAAGUUUACUGGUGGAUCCUAUGCAACCCAGUCCGACACCGAGUACACAUAUCUUGCAGGAUCUCCUGUACUGAAAGGUGUAGCCAACUAUGAUUUUCAGAUUGGUGAGAAAAAGGGAGGUGAAGGUAUUCCAGGAAUUCAUGGAGACAAGGGAAGAAAUGGUCCAGAUGGCAUUCCGGGUCCCUUUGGUAUUCCAGGAGGUAAGGGAGAGCCGGGCAACCCUGGACAAAAAGGAAAGAAGGGUGAACCUGGAGAACAAGGAGAAAAAGGAGACUUUGGGGGAAAAGGACUCAGAGGCGUUGAGGGUGAAAAAGGUCUAGAUGACUACGGAGCACCUGGCGAAAAAGGAGACAAGGGGCAGCAAGGACAGCAAGGAGACAUUGGUAUUAAGGGAGAGCGAGGACAUCCUGGUGUAGAAGGAGAUCAAGGACACAAAGGAGAACCAGGAAAAACAAUCUAUGGGAGGCAAGGUGAUGUAGGAGAUCCAGGUUUACCAGGACAUCUUGGUAGAAGGGGACAAAAAGGAAUUCGAGCCCAAACUGAACAAUCUCCUUGUGAGCUAAUUAACUACAUCCGGAAGACCUGUCCUUGUUGUCAAGGACAAACCACCUGCCCUGUGUAUCCAACAGAAUUGGUGUUCGCACUGGACAUGUCCAAUGACGUGAAACCAGAAACCUACAAUAAAAUGAUAGAAAUUGUGACUUAUAUAUUGAAUAAUAUUACUGUCAGAGGUAAUAACUGUCCUACUGGUGCAAGAGUGUCUGUGAUGUCCUAUAACCAAUAUCCCAGGUAUCUGGUGAGGUUUUCAGAGUUCCAAAGCAAAGAAAAAUUGCUUAAUGUCAUAAAGAACAUACCUCUGGAAAGUUCCAGUGAAGUUCGCAGUAUUGGAAAAAGCAUGAAAUUUGUAGCCAGGAAUGUCUUCAAAAGAUCUCUACAAGGAGCCACUGUAAGAAAAAUUGCACUGUUCUUCAGCAAUGGUCGCACUGAUGACCCUGCUGCACUCAGCACAGCCAUCAUGGAAUACAACGCUCUUGAGAUCAUACCUGCAGUUAUAUCAUUUACCCCAGCACCUGCAAUCAAACGAUCCUUUUCAAUUGAUGAUUCGGGGACAUUUCGGUUGAUUGAGAUUUCUGCACAAGAUGAUUAUGAAUCUCAAGUACAGACCUUACUGAAGUGUACCCUUUGUUAUGAUACAUGUAAACCAGAUGUAUUCUGUGCGGAAAGUAGUUCUGUACUAAAAAAGGCACCUAUGGAUGUGGGUUUUCUCUUGGACAGUUCUUAUCACAUGACAGUUGAUGAGUAUGCAGCAGCAAGAAACUUCAUCGGCACAUUGAUUGACGGGCUUGAUAUUCCGAACACUGGUGCUCGAGUGGCUUUGGUUAGUAGUGCAACCCCCGGCUUUAGCCCAGACAAUGAAGGGAAGCCUUAUCUUGAAUUUGAUUUUUCAACAUAUAGAAGUACAGAGCUUAUGAAGAGACACCUCCAGGAAAACACCCAUAGCUUGCGAGAUCCACCAGCUUUUGGACUUUCGUUGAAAUGGAUGCUUGAAAACAUCAUGGCUAAAACACCAGACCUAAAGAAAAAUAAGGCCAUUAUCAUGAUAUUAGCUGGGGAGACAAGCGACUGGGAUAAACAAACUCUGAGGGAAGUUUCUUUGGAAGCCAAGUGUAAAGGUUUUGCUCUGUUUGUACUUUUCAUUGGCAGAACUUAUAAUAAUACUGAACUGAUGGAACUUCCAAGUGCUCCCACAGAACAUCACCUCCUCCAGCUGGGUGAAGUCCACAAACCAAAUUUUGGAUAUGCAGCCAGAUAUACCCGGGCAUUUCUGAAAUCUGUUAAAUUGUCAAUAAACAAAUAUCCUCCACCAGAAUUCAAAUCAAAUUGUCUCAAUGUGAAUGGUAGAAGAACAAAAAGAGUGAUAUUAACACAAGAUAAGAAAAACAACAAGUCACUUUCUCCAAGAAAUGAAGUGAUAAUCCCCAAAAUAUAA
Molecule: messenger RNA, 2160 nt
Organism: Bufo gargarizans (Asiatic toad)
Lineage: Eukaryota; Metazoa; Chordata; Amphibia; Anura; Bufonidae
Product: collagen alpha-6(VI) chain-like
Exons: 17
Coding region: 1-2160 (719 amino acids)
Biological process (GO): extracellular matrix organization
Molecular function (GO): extracellular matrix structural constituent conferring tensile strength
Source: RefSeq, a predicted model, not a curated record